UGUUUACUUAUUCAAACCUAUUAUUUCUAAUAUAACAGAGAAGGAAAAGGUCAAAAAAAAUUAUCACACCAAGGCAUCUCAUAGACUCUCAGAGAUGUAUAAAAAAGCUAGAACUCUAGGAAAAAGACCUGAUUGGCUGGGGGACGAUACUUGGGAUGCUCUUUUGGAAAAGUGGAACAUGCCACUUUAUAGACAAAAGUGUGAAACAGCAAAGAAGAAUCGGACAUCUGAAAAGGGUGGUUGUUUGCACACUGGAGGAUCUAUAAGCGUGCAUGAGCAUGCUAUUCGUUUGUCACAAGAGCUUGGUCGGUCUGUGCAUGUUGAUGAAAUAUUUCAGCAGACACAUAUUCGUCAAUCAACAGGGGAAUUUGUGGACGAAAGGUCUAGGCGGACCCAUGAACAAUUUGUUGCAAAAUUUUCUCAAAUAAGAUCUGAGACUACAUCUGUUGGUGUCUCAACAUCUUCUCCUCUAGACCCUGCGGAGGAGGAAAGAUUGAGAAACCGAUGUUGGUUAGAGGCUGCUGGUGGAAAAUACAAGGGAUGCGUAUACGGCAUUGGAAAUGUCACUUCCCAAGAUGAUUGUGUUGAUAGUUACAUCCAACAGACACAGGCAUCUUCUACUGCUCAACCACAAAAUUCAGAAGAAAUUGUUAACUUGAAAUCGCAGUUACAACAAUAUGGUCAGCAGCUUCAAAAGUUUGAAGGCUUUAUUGGCGUCCUCCUGCCAUUCCUUCCGCCUUCAGCAGCCGCAGCUGCACAAGACUUUUUAAACCUUCAAAAUCCUCAAGUUCAAAAUGAAGUACCCAAUAAUGUCCAACCAGAACAGCAACCUCCAGAACAGCAACCACCACACCAGCAACCACCAGAUGAACAACCACAAGAUGGAAAUGAUUACAUGCAUUAUUAGGCCUUUUAUAGAACUUAUUUCCAUUACUGUUGAACUUAUUUAGAACCACAACUACAAUCUGUUUAUGAACUUACCUAAUGUUUA
Molecule: messenger RNA, 991 nt
Organism: Vigna angularis (adzuki bean)
Lineage: Eukaryota; Viridiplantae; Streptophyta; Magnoliopsida; Fabales; Fabaceae
Exons: 3
Coding region: 95-907 (270 amino acids)
Source: RefSeq, a predicted model, not a curated record